AUGAGAGAUCUGCCCGUCAUCAGCAUUGAAAAUUACACCAUUUACUGCGGCGACGUUGAUGAGAACAAAGUAAGUGGCUGCGCGAAAGUUGUGAGGAACGAUUACAACAACCUCAUGGAGGAAUUUGGAUCAAGAGGACGUGAACUCUGGAUCGCAAGUGCUCACACACCUACGGAAACCGCUGAGGACAACAAUAAGGGCGCCUUCUAUGAUGAACCCAAUGCGUUGAUGUCUAAAAUACCAAGGCAACAGGUGGUCAUUGUCCGAAUCGACGCAAAUGCGAAGAUGGGACUCGAACAGCAAUCCUAUGUGUUAGGAAAAGGGUAUUACCCAGCGAAGCGCACGUCGUACAACAAUGACCAUCUGGUCCACUUAUGCGAACAGACGGGCAUCAUCAUCGCUUGCACGUUUAAGAGGAAUCAUCGACGCCAUCAGCUCACGUGGCAGGGGUCAACCGUUUUAACGCCUGAAAAGCAGCACAUGUGGAACAUGAGGACUCUUCAACUCGACUACGAUCUGACGAAGAACAUUCCUCAGUCAGAUAUCCAAAAAUCUAGGGCUGUUUUUAACGUCUCGUUCGACUCUGACCACCGUCUAGUUCUUCUCAGCUUCAAGAUAUGGUUCUACAAGAGAAACCGAGGAGUUCCUCUUUAA
Molecule: messenger RNA, 654 nt
Organism: Necator americanus (New World hookworm)
Lineage: Eukaryota; Metazoa; Nematoda; Chromadorea; Rhabditida; Ancylostomatidae
Exons: 2
Coding region: 1-654 (217 amino acids)
Source: RefSeq, a predicted model, not a curated record